This is a messenger RNA of Diplodia corticola, 1014 nucleotides long. RefSeq lists its product as uncharacterized. The transcript is spliced from 5 exons. The coding region runs from base 1 to 1014 and encodes 337 amino acids. NCBI's taxonomy places the organism in Eukaryota, Fungi, Ascomycota, Dothideomycetes, Botryosphaeriales, Botryosphaeriaceae. The record is from RefSeq and is a predicted model, not a curated record.
AUGUAUUCGAAAGCGUGCCUCUCGCGGUCACCAAAGCUUGAGGAUUGGGUCCUUCUUUCCUCUCAUAUGCUCUCCAUUACGAUGACUGGAGUAGUGGGCGGCGAGGUCUCCGUUGCGCUAAAGAUGGUUGGUCACAAGUGGGAAGAGGAAGCAGAAAACGUGUCGAAGCUGGCGCUGCUGGUUCUCUGCAGCAAUCUGUUAUAUCAGAUCCUCAUCAAUGCGACCAAGGCGUCAUUUCUUCUCCAAUACCUUCGACUCUUCCAGGAAAGUUGGGCACAGAAGCUGUGCAAGGCACUUCUCGUCGUGGUCUUCGGGGCGGCGCUAUACGGGUUCUUCGGUGGCAUAUUCAUGUGCCGUCCUGUUGCGAGAUAUUGGAACCCUCUUCUGCCGGGAACAUGCAGGGACCCAGAGACAUACUGGGUGGUAACAUCUUCCAUUGGGAUAGCAAUGGACUUCGUCGUUUGGCUGCUCCCAAUGCCGCUGCUCAGGAGGCUACAUUUGCCUUUGAAGCAAAAGCUUGGAUUGACGGCCGUGUUUGCGCUUGGUGGAUUCGUUUGCAUCGUCAGUGUGUUGCGUCUGUCGCUGGUCCAGAUGUACGCUGCGGCAGGCAACGCAGAAGAGGGAGGCAUCUCGGCCAUCAUCUGGUCAGCGAUCGAGGCCAAUGUCGGCAUCAUAUGCGCGUCGCUCAUGGCCAUGAAGCCGCUGUUGGGCAAAGUGUUUCCGUGGCUUGUCGACACGGCUGGCCCGUCGCAGGGAAACAUGCGGUUGCCCACGAUUCCCGAAAGCCCGCUUGGGCCCAGUGUUUGGGUGCAGAACUGGAGCUGGGGCACAAGGCACGAUGCGAUGUGCUCGGCAUCCAGGCCAGCGAGUUCUAUUCCCGCGCCUCAAGAGGCUCACAGCAUCUUGGUGACAAAGCAGUCGGUGGUAGAGGCGAAUUGGACCAGGGACGACAGUGUUGCCUGCAUCUCGCCAACAAGGCCACCGAAAUUCCAGUCGGGUGAUUUCGGAGAAUGA